UAACUAGGAGGAGUGACUGUGAACGGCAUGGCUGCAGUAAACAGCACUAGUUUAUCAAAGUUACAAUCCUUAAAUGGCGUAUUCGCCAUAUAUAAGAAAUCGGGACCCACGUCUGCAGACGUGUUAAACACACUGAAACAAGCGCUGUUAAAAGAGGCUGGUGUAGAUAAAGCAAACCCUCGAAAAAGGAAGAAGCAGGCUAUCAAACUGGGCCAUGGUGGGACUCUGGACAGCGCUGCUUCAGGUGUUCUGGUUGUUGGUAUCGGUGAAGGGACAAAGAUGCUCACCUCCAUGCUUUCUGGAUCGAAGAAAUACACAGCUGUAGGAGAGCUGGGUAAAGCAACCGAUUCCUUUGACGCUACAGGAAGUGUUGUUGAGGAGAAAAGCUAUGAUCACAUAACGAGAGAGGCAUUUGAAGACAAGCUGAAGCAGUUCACUGGUGAAAUCAUGCAGGUGCCCCCUCUGUACUCGGCACUGAAAAAAGAUGGCAAGCGCCUUUCUACCUUGUUGAAAGAAGGUCAUAAAGUGGAAGCUAAGCCGGCACGUCCUGUUACAGUUUACAGCAUCACCUUACAAGACUUUAAUCCCCCACUCUUCACUUUGGAUGUUGAGUGUGGUGGAGGGUUUUAUGUCAGAAGCCUGGUGGAUGAUCUGGGAAAAGCAUUGUCUUCAUGUGCUCAUGUACGGGAGCUGACCCGGACAAAGCAGGGCCAGUUCACUCUACAAGAACAUGUGUUAAGGGAGGAGCGCUGGACCUUCCAGGACAUUUCUGAGGUAUUACAGCCCUGCCCAAAGCCUGCAGCUGUGCAAAAAGCGAGCAAAAAAAGCAAAAGGCAGGACGCCGCCUCCCAGCACGGCUCCGAAUGUGCUGCAAAAGAUCUCCAACACAGCAGAUCUGAUGCCGUUGGUGAAGACCAUAAACACAGCAGCGAUUAAAGAGCACUCUGUUGGUGGGGAGGGGAGUGCAGGAGGCACUAAUUCCGAACAGUUAUGUUCAUUCUGUUGAUUUGUGACUACUCCAUUAAAUGCUUAAUUGAGUUCGUAACAAAUGGCAACAAACAAGUUGUCAUAUAAUCAUGCAGUGAGUAAUGGAGAGAAUCAGCUUCACCACAUCAAAAAGCCCUUGUGAGUUGCACCAGAAUUCCUUAUAGUGGAAUUGUUUUAUAACAAUGUUCUCUUGGCUGCCAUCCUCAUGUUCCAAAAGCACUGAUACUUGUUUUUCUUGAACCUCAGGCAAUUUGUGGUGAGGCUAAACUGCUCUGUUUUUUUUUGUUUUUUUUUUGUAAUGGCCAUACGCCAUUUGGCAUCUUCUUGUGGUUAUGGUGCAAGAGAGGAACUGACAUACUUGCACUGUUUUUCCCCCACUCGAAAAUAAUAAUCUGCCACAGAGGUGCUGACCUUUAAGUUGAACCUCAUUUAUAAUUAAAAGCUGGCCCAGAUGGUAUAUGUUUUAAAUUAUAAAAUAAAAGAAAGUAUUUUGGGGGGAAAGUGCAAGAACUGAAUUUUGUUUUGAUAUAAAACAGAGAAGGAACAUAAACCACAAAAAUGUCAUUUCAAAGCAGACAUCUGCACUCAUAAGCAACUGAAUCCUAGCGAUGUGAGAAUUCUGCUGUUAAUGAGUCGGCAGCUGAAAUGUUGAGCUAAAGGGAAAUUCAGGCUUUAUUUUUGUUUUUUUUUUUGUUUUUUUUUUAAUACUUGUAGUAGCCAAGCCUGAUAUAUUGUUUUACGGAAAGAAUUAACUGAUGUUUAUGUUCAGCAGACCUCUUGGCAUUGGCAGAAAUAAAGCCAAUAAUGAAACAAUAGUGUGUCUUAUAAUUGUGUUUAAUGUUGUAUAGACAGAAAUAAUACAGCACACUAGCGAGUGGUACAAUGUUUAUUCACGUCACAACUGUACUAUUAAGUAAUGCAAUACAAAAGAAUUAUUUAAACUUGUGCCUUAAAUGGUCUUGAGGAAGAAAAAAAAACAGACAAAAAUACAACAUAAGCAUCAAAAGGUGCGGGCUGUAAUUUUCCAUUACUUACAUUUUUUAAGGGUUUGUAGUAUGUUAAGACAUCGUGAGUUUUAAUUUGCAGUGACUAAAUUAAAGACCUAAUUAACAAACAAAAGUCUGUUUAAUUUAGUCAUAUAAAGUGAUUAGACAUAUAAAAUGAUGUUAGUCGUACUGGCUAGCUUCUUAUCAGUAUUCAUAUUUUUAUUUUUA
Molecule: messenger RNA, 2201 nt
Organism: Hemibagrus wyckioides
Lineage: Eukaryota; Metazoa; Chordata; Actinopteri; Siluriformes; Bagridae
Gene: trub1
Product: TruB pseudouridine (psi) synthase family member 1
Exons: 8
Coding region: 28-936 (302 amino acids)
Biological process (GO): tRNA modification; mRNA pseudouridine synthesis
Cellular component (GO): mitochondrion
Molecular function (GO): pseudouridine synthase activity; RNA binding
Source: RefSeq, a predicted model, not a curated record